Molecule: messenger RNA, 3171 nt
Organism: Carassius auratus (goldfish)
Lineage: Eukaryota; Metazoa; Chordata; Actinopteri; Cypriniformes; Cyprinidae
Gene: cxadr
Product: CXADR Ig-like cell adhesion molecule
Exons: 7
Coding region: 179-1291 (370 amino acids)
Biological process (GO): homotypic cell-cell adhesion
Cellular component (GO): bicellular tight junction; basolateral plasma membrane; intercalated disc
Molecular function (GO): cell adhesion molecule binding
Source: RefSeq, a predicted model, not a curated record
ACCUCCGGAAAUCACGUGAGCAGAUUCCAGCAACAAUCCACCUGCGCGAGCGAGCUGGUGGACUUCUGAUGCUGUGCGAGACUGGCGAAAGAAGAGUGAACACGAAUCAUCACGAGUCGAGGGAAAAGUUGUUUUUAUACCCACACCGGUUGCUAAAUUGUAGCUUAAAAGCAGAGGAAUGGAUUUGAGGACGUCCUGCCUUUGUUUAUUCAAUAUUAUUCUCCUCGCAGGCCCAGCCUGUGGACUACAGAUCACUUCCACUGGCCCCACAUCCAUUGAGAAAGCCAGUGGAGAGACUGUGAAGCUGGACUGUCAGUUUACUCUCGCUGCUGAGGAUUCUGGGCCUCUGGACAUUGAGUGGAGCCUGCAGCCCUCUGACAACCAGAAAACAGAGCAAGUGUGUACUCAGGGUGACAGGGCCUUUGAACACUACUAUGAACCUCUUAAAGGAAGAGUCCACUUCAACUCCCCUGACCCUAAAAAUGGUGAUGCCUCUAUGAACAUCAUGGGUCUGAAAGCAACAGACACAGGAACCUAUCAGUGCAAGGUGAAAAAGGUUCCUGGUAUCAGCAGCAGGAAGAUCCUCCUAACCGUCAUGGUGCGCCCCUCUAAACCCAGAUGUUAUGCAGAGGGUCAGACUAAUGUGGGGAAAGAUAUGGUGUUGAGAUGUAGCUCUGCGGAGGGCACACAACCACUGCAGUACAUUUGGGAAAGAACGACAGGCAAUAAACUUCUGCCGCCCCUGGCAGUGCUAGAUCCAGUCGGGGGCACCAUGAGUCUGAGGAACGCGACUGAGGCAGCUUCAGGAACAUACAAAUGCAUUGCUAAAAACCGUAUUGGAACAGAAGAGUGUUUGGUGGAGGUCAACAUCACACAACCCCCGAACACAGCUGGCGUCAUCGCAGGUGUAGUAAUCUGCAUUCUGCUGGUUCUCAUUCUUCUCGCCCUCCUCCUCUUCUGCUGCUGCCGUGCCCGCAACAAGAAGAAGUACGAGAAGGAGAUUGCCUAUGAGAUCAGAGAGGAUGUCCCCGCUCCAAAGAGUCGUGUUUCAACUGCACGCAGUUUCACCAGCGUGGGCAGCCAGCGCUCCUCUCUGGGCUCCAUGUCUCCCUCCAACCUGCAUGAGUACACCAAGCCCCAGUAUGACAAGAUACCCUCUGAAGAGUACGAGAGACCCCCUAGUCACGCCCCUAUUCCCCCACCCAGCAGAAUGGCCGGCCCCAACCUCAGCCGCAUGGGGGCCAUCCCUGUCAUGGUCCCUGCCCAGAACAGGGAUGGAUCCAUUGUGUAAAUCUGAACUGGGAUCAUUCUCCAUUCAUUUUAGACUGUCACUAUUCUAUUCAUUGUUCUAGCGGAAUUUGUGAAGGAGCAAAUGAAGGUUUCUGCAGAGAGUCGAACUCGGCUGUACCAUCUCUGAUAAUACAAUUUGACUCGCAGAACUUCAACACACAUUAACAAAAAACUUUAUUCAAUAGAAUGCAGAAAGAUCAUUGAUUCACCUGCUCCUGUUUUGUUAAUAAUGCAAUGCAUGAUGUUCUUUUUUCUUUUUAAAAAUAGAAGGCCCUAUCUAAUAUAAGGCACUUGAAUUCUUUGCCUAUUUAGUGAUCUCCAGAGAUAAAAUGAAACCUAUUGAACUAAAUGAAAUGUAUGUAGAACAAACCAUAGUUAUUGGCUUUAGAUGAAAACUCCCAAGCUAUUUGUGAUUUCCUUUUGGCUUUUUUUAUCAGUUUGAAAAAUUUUCAGGCAACUUUAAACCAUUUAUCUAUGACACGUAUCUCUUCAUGCUAUAAAAGCCUGGUAAAGAUUUACACAAAAACUGUGAAAAAAUAUGUGGGUUGGCUUUGGUUUCUGGAUGAGAAAAAUGUUUUAAAAAAAUAGAAAAGCGUUUCCAUGCGAUGUGUGUGUAUAUAUGAACAUGAAAUUGAUUUAUCUGACAGUGAGCUAAUACUGUGAUUCUUAACCUGCUUUGAUUUUUCAUGGACCAUUUGGCAGUUGUAAACUCCCAUCGGUACAUGUCAGUGUAAUUAGUGUUCAAGUCUCUGAUUGGUUGUUUGCUUGUGCCCCAAACCCGCAGCAUAGUCGUAGUCAUCAGAAUAAAUAAGAUUAAAGGUUUAUUUCAAAAGAUGCUCAAGCUGGUUGGUAAAAUAUGGUUCACUGAGCAAUCAGACUUUGGCAAGUUUGAAGACCAGCGGCACCAUUCACCACCACUCUUCUGCCCAGAAAAGCUGAUCACAGAUGUCUGAGAUGCUAAUCCUAAACCUGCAUUUGGCCUGGCUCAAUUUAUCCCGGUUUAAAGCUGUUUGUCAUUUUGACAUGUUAAUUUAUAGUUGAUUUAUUAGAUGAAGGACAUUUAAUUGAAGGAUUUGUUCACGACACUAUUUAAACCAAUUGAAGGAGGUCAACUUGAUGAAAGAUUGUCCAUAGAUUUUAAAAGACUUGAAUGUUUAUGAAUGGGUAUAUUGAUUAGGAUUAAGUCACCGUAUUCACCACCGUGAGUGUCACCAGUCUUUCUUAUGGUUUGGGUUACUGUAUAUUUCAUCCCACAGGGUCACCCUAAUGUUCACUCUGUGCCUUUUUUAACUUUGGGUGUAAUGAACUGGUGUCACUAGUGGGUCCAUGUCAGCAGUGCAAGUUAAUAACACACGAACAAUUAUAAAAUAAUCAUCAUUUUAAGCAUCUUUUGAUUAAGAAUGAGUAAUGCAGAUUUUAACAUUGCAUGAUUUGUUGCCAGUUUCUGUGCAACCCAUAUUACUCAAUAUAUUGAUAGAAGUAUAAUGAACUGUUGUUGUUUUUGUUUUGUAUGUUUUUUUUGUUUUGUUUUUCCAAAAAUGCUGGAUUUGGUCUCAUGAAAGGGUAUUGUGUAUGCUGACAGCUAUAUGCUGUCUGUCUGUCUGUCUGUCUUGUGUGUCUCUUGUACACAAAUAGCAGUCUUCUCACAAUCUGCUUGUCUUUUGACCAGGGUUCCUGUUGAAUGUGUAAAUAUAUUUACUGUAAUAUUUGAUUGCGUUAGUCUUUACGACUGUAAUAUGCUGCCGCUUGGGCUGUGAAUUUGAUGAAGGACAAGAGCAUGAUCAGGCUAAUCAUCCACCAUCUGGAUAAGGUAUUAUUAACAUUUAAUAUGCAUAUGCUGUUAUUACCUAAAAGCACACGCACUUGUGAUUUCCCUGGCUU